Molecule: messenger RNA, 636 nt
Organism: Nicotiana attenuata
Lineage: Eukaryota; Viridiplantae; Streptophyta; Magnoliopsida; Solanales; Solanaceae
Product: calcium/calmodulin-regulated receptor-like kinase 2
Exons: 2
Coding region: 124-621 (165 amino acids)
Biological process (GO): protein phosphorylation
Molecular function (GO): ATP binding; protein kinase activity
Source: RefSeq, a predicted model, not a curated record
AGAUUGAUUGGAGAAGGUGCAUUAUUCACUUCCGAAUGGAUACUUACAUUUGUUAUGACAGCUAAUCUCCAUCCCAGUCUCGCAACAUGGUCAAGUUUCUUGCUUUUGGGAAAAGAUUGAAGAAUGGUUCAUAAAGCUGAUUUAGUUAUUAUUGGGAUCUGUGUCGGUGUGGCUUUUGGAAUUCUCAUUGCAUCACUUGUGUUUUUUGGAAUUCGGUGGUACAAAAGACGUGCUCGUCUUCAGCGCCAAGCAAAUGAGCGAUGUGUAGCAACUCUUCCAAUACGGACGAAUGGACUCAAUACAAGCGUUGAUUUUAGUGCAUCUCUGUCAAGUUCUGUUGCUAUUAAGACAUCAGGAUUUCCGGCCACAAAUUCACAGACCAGUUGGUGGAGUCACCCUAGUAAAGAUCACUUUGCUUCAGCAUCUGGGAUACCAAGAUACUCUUACAAGGACAUUCAGAAAGCUACUCAAAACUUUACAACCAUACUGGGUCAGGGGUCUUUCGGCCCAGUGUACAAAGCUACAAUGCCUGCUGGUGGAGUGGUUGCUGUGAAAGUUCUUGCUACGGACUCAAAACAAGGAGAAAAGGAGUUCUUUACAGAGGUGUGGAUUGCUUGUUAACUCUUUCCCACGAAA